This is a messenger RNA of Parnassius apollo (apollo), 987 nucleotides long. The record is from the annotation of a GenBank genome assembly. NCBI's taxonomy places the organism in Eukaryota, Metazoa, Arthropoda, Insecta, Lepidoptera, Papilionidae.
AUGUGGUAUAACGCUGUGGUGUGGGUAAAACAUAUGCUCAGUCUGGCCGCAGAGAUGCGCGGGCGCACCGCUACCGUCGCGUUAGCGCUCUGCUUUUCUAUUUCGAAUACGCUCGAACCGUCGCGUGUGGUAGGUCUCGGUAUAUCCGAUCAAAUCGUACCAAAACUUUUGACUUGCGCACAGACACUAGGCACAACAAAAUGUUUAACAGCGUUCAGUGCAUGGCGCGCGCAAAAAGCGAUCAAAUCCAUUGCGGAGCAUGACAAUAUAUCUUUAAACGCGGAUCUGGAACAAUUUCCAUGGCAACAAUAUACUAAUGCAUCAGAAGAUCACCUGUAUACGGAACUAUGUGAUGGGACGGAAGCGUUGCUUCAAUAUCGUCGACUCGGUCUCAAUAUUAAUUCAGAUUACGCUUUGCAUUUGGGUAGCCGCGGUAACGGAACGUUGACCGUUGAUGUUUUUAAAAGUGACGACAUGAACACCGGCCGUGGCUAUAUGAAGAAAUUGCACAAGAAAUUCUACAACAUUGUCCCCUUCUUAUUACUUCCUGGACUUAUCAUGUCUGCGAUCCUGCCAUUCGUCUUGCCUGCUUUAAAAAUGAUGACAGUAGCUGUAGGAAUAUUAAACAACAUGGCGUUAUCAGGCGCAGUGUUUACUUUGUUAAGAAAUAACGCAUUUAACGAAGCAAAUCGGCAUAGAAUUAUUUAUGCCAACGUAGGAUACCACAAUGAGAAGGAUUAUGCUGCAUCGAAUGAUCCACAUCACUAUUCGGAGCAAAAUGGCAAAAUAAUCGGUGAAUUUUCUCCACACGAUGAAGAAAACAUUUUCAUUAAUGGUAACACUGAAAUAGAGGAAGAUAUCCCGUUAAAUGCAGAUUUACCUUGGUUGCAAAAUGGAGAUAUAUCAAGUCACGUGUAUCAUCCAGAUACUAAUUAUUUUGAUAGAAGAAGCAGUAGUAGAAAUAAGAAUUUAAAUAAAGUUUUGUAG